AUGUCUCAAAAUUCAGCGUCCUUUUUAUUGUUCACUAUUCAAGGCCUUAUGGCUUCCUUUACAUGCGGGCUCUGUUGUUAUCUUUAUUCCUACUGUUAUAAUGGUCGAUUUUUUAGGAAUGGAAGAGGAUCUAAUAGAAACAAUAACAAGAGAAAUAUUUCAGAAGUUGAGGGUGAUUCGUCUGAUUGUAUAAAAUGUAAAAAGAGACAUAUAAAUAGUGAAUGCAGUAAUAAUAAAGAUGAGAAUAAAAUUAUAAUAAAAGAAGGUGAAUAUGAAACAUAUAAAACACAUGAAACAUAUAAAACACAUGAUACACAUAUAACACAUGAUACACAUAAAACAUAUGAUCUAUAUAAAACAUAUGAUACAUAUAAAACAUAUUAUACACAUGAUGGAUAUAAUUUACCUACUGAUAUGACAAAAUAUGACUCAAAUUAUUUAGAAAACCUUUUAAAAGAAAAUAAUGCAAUUUCCUUAAUAUCAGAAAGAAGAAAACAAAUCAUAAAAGAUAUUAUCAAUGAUUAUAAAAAGAUUACUACUGCAUAUAAUUUAAAUAUUCAAGGAGAUAAUAAUAUAUAUAAUUAUUAUAAUAAAUAUGUAUUACCAUAUUUCAUGAAUCAUAAUGAAAAUGAUAUAUAUGAUGAAGACAAUUCUAAAGUUUUAAAUACCUAUGAAAAAAUGGAUAAACAUUUAGAUGAAAAAUUAAAAGAAUUUAAAUACAAAAUGAUUCAAGAACAAAUCGAUAGUUAUUUUUAUGAUGUUCAUGAAAAAGAUCAUAAUAAUAUUAAUUCCUCAACUUUAAAUGUAGAAAGAAAUUUAUCACAUAAUAAUAAUAAUAAGAAUAAUAAGAAUAAUAAUAUAUAUAAUAAUAAUAUAUAUAAUAAUAAUAUAUAUCAUAAACAAAAUACACAAUAUAAAAAUAAUAACAACUUACAUAAUCCAAUGAAUGCACCAUAUGAUCAAAGAAAUAAACAUAAUAAGAAUUAUUAUAAUUAUAUGAUUAAUGAUAAUAUGCAUAGUAAACAAAAAGAUGGCAAAAAUAUUAUGGUAAAACAAAAUAUGAGAAAAAAAUAUGACAGUUAUUCAGAUAAUAAUAUGUCAACAAUUGAAAAGAAUUAUAAUAUUAUGCGUGUAAAAGAAAACAAAUCUGAAGAUGAGAGUAUGAAAGAUAACUUACAUCUUUCGAAUGUUUAUAAAGAUAAAUGCAACAUUAAAAAUGAAGAAAAAUCUGUUUUAAUUAGGGGCAAUGAAAAAGAGGAAAUUAAUAAUAAUCUAGUAAAGGAGGAUGUUAUUAAGGAGGAUAUAAAAGGUGAUAUUAUUGAUAAGGAUGUCAAACAAGAUAGUAUUCAUGUGGAAGUCAAACAAGAUAGUAUGCAUGUGGAAGUCAAACAAGAUAGUAUGCAUGUGGAAGCCAAACAAGAUAGUACCCUUAAGGAUGCCAAACAAAAUAUUAUUAAUAGAGAUAUUUCUAAUGAAAAAGAUAAUUCAUAUAUUUUAAAUGAAAAGAUUAAUAAUAUUAAGAAAUGUCAGGACGCACCACAUGAACAAAGACCUAGAACGAUACUUAAACAAAUGCCAACAAAUAUAUCAUGUGUACCCAUUAUCCGUGUUGAAAAAGAUAUAUACAAUAAUGAUGAUUCAUUGAAAAGUAAAUUAAGUUGUUCAGUUAAUAAUAUCAACAUUAAAAAAACAACCCUUAAAUUAUCAGAGCCUAGUGAAGAAGAAAAUAUGAAGAAACCAAAAAAAGAAAAUGAAAAAGAAAAAAUAAGUGAAAAUAAAAAUAAAGUAGAGUGUGAAAGUAAAAGCAAAAGAGUAGGUGAAAAAGAAGGUGAAAAAAUUGAUGAUAAUAAUAAUAAUAAUAGUAGUAGUAAUAAUGAUGAAUCACCUAAUAAUAAUUAUAUAUCAUCAAAUGAGGAAAAAAACAAAACAAGUAGCAGUUAUUUAUUAAAUAAUAAAUUAUGUAUUCCUAUAGAUGAUGAAUAUAUAAAAAAGAUAAGACAUGAACAAACAGAUACAUUCCUACAAAAACUUAUUAUGGAAUAUUAUGAUGAAAAGAAAAGAAGAAGUCUUUAUGAUGACACAUCUAAAGGAAAUGUAUAUUAUGUUAAUGAUUAUGAAGAGUAUAGAGAAGAAUUUGAAUCAAAUAAAACAAAUAUUGGAGAUUUACAAAAUUUUGAUAAAUUAAUAUUAUCAAAUCAUUCUAUUCCUUCUAAUAAUGAAAAUGAUAAUAAUGCAAAUAAAUAUAAUGAUAUAAAACCAAGUAACAUCAAAAAUAAUGAUCAAGAAGAAAAAAAAAAUGCAAAUAAGCACAGUAACAAUAAUAACAACAAAGAUAUGAAUAAUACAUCCAUAGAAAAUAAUAAAAAUGUAGAUUUAAAAGAAGGUCAACAUAUUAAUAUUUCAAAAGAUUCAAUACACAUAAGUAAUCAGAAAAACAUAAAACAUACAGCAGAAUGUGAUGAAAGUAACUUUUUAUCUUAUAAAAAUAAAAUAAGGAAUGACAUUUUACAAGAGUUGGUAAACAAAAGUUUUAAUUGUAAAAAUAUAAAUGAUAUAUAUAAUAAUAAAGAAAAUAAAAUUGGAGUUAAUGAUACCCAUUUGAAACAAUGUGAGGUAAACAUUAAGAAUAAUAUGAGAGAAUAUAAUCAAUCAAGAAAUAUGGAGAAUGUAAACGUCCAUGUUCAUAUGAAUAAUAACAAUGACAAAGAUAAAAGUAAUAAUGAAAGAAAGAAUAAUGUUGCUAAUAUAAAAAAUAUAAGUAGUUUUAAUUUGAAUAAUAAAAAUAAAUUGACCACCACAACCACCACCACCAACAACAACAACAACAAUAAUAAUAAUAAUAAUAAUAAUAUAAAUUUUAAUAGUGCAAAGAAAUAUUAUUAUCCCAAUAAUAUUAAGGAAGAUCUGAAUUUAAAUGAUAAUAGAAGGAAUAAAGGAAAUAUUCCUUUUGAUAUGAAACUAACAGAUGACAUAACAAACAACAAUAAUAGUAAUAAUUAUAAAAUUAUGGAUAAAAAUUUAAAAUCUAUGAGAGAUGUAUCCUUAUCAUCGUUACAAAAAUUAAUUCAAGAACAUAACAAAAUAUUAAGAGAAAAGCAUAAUCAUAAAAUACAACAAAUAGGAAAUCAAGAUAAUUGCAUGUUCAAAAUAAAUGAAUCAAUUGAAUCUGAAAAUGAAAAUAAUGAACAUAAUAAUAAUUUAAAUAUUAUCCAUUCUAUUAAUAAUACAAACAACAAUAUACACUUCCCUAAUAAUAAAGUGAAUACAUUUAUUGCUAACAAAACGAAUGCUAAUAUGAAUAAUAUAACAAAUAUUAAUAUGAAUAAUGUAGUAAAUAGUAUAAUGAAUAAUGUAUCAAAUAAUAAUAUGAAUAGUGCACCCACAAAUUUUAUGAACAACACAUCAAAUAAUUUAAUGAAUAAUUCAGUUAGCCAAUUGAUGAAUAAUACAAAAAAACAUUUAAUAAAUAAUACAAACAACCAUUUAAUAAAAAAUACAAAAAAACCUUUAAUAAAUAAUACAAACAACCAUUUAAAAAAUAAUACAAACAAUCAUUUAAUAAAUAAUACAAACAAUCAUUUAAAAAAUAAUACAAACAACCAUUUAAAAAAUAAUACAAAAAACCAUUUGAUUAAUAACUUAUUGAACAAUCUUAUUAAUAAUAACAAUAUGAUGAAUAUGCCUUCAGAUAUUGAUAAAAAUUCCAAAGUCUUUAAGAAUAUAGAAAAUGAAGAACAUGCAUUACAAAAUUUGUCAAAAAUACAAAAGUUAUUAUACAAAGGUUCCAAUCCACAUGUGAUUAAUAAUUUACGUAUUUCAAAUAAUUUAAGUGAUGAUCAAAAUUCAAAUGUAAAUUCAUUCAUAAAAAUGAAUAAUGUUGAUAAAAAUGUAAGCACAUGUCAACACAAUAAUAACAAUAAUAAUAACAAUAAUAAUAACAAUAAUAAUAAUAACAAUAAUAAUAAUAAUAAUAAUUAUGUUGUUAAUAUGACAAAUAAAACACGUCAUAAUUGUAAACAAUGUAUAAACAGAUGUAAUGUAGUAGCUAAAGAUUAUGAAGAAAGCAAAGAUAUAAAUAAAAGAAGUGACCUAAUAAAAAAGGUAGAUAAUGAGAAAUGUUAUGAUGGGAUAUAUGAUAAAUCUGAAAUUGUUAAUGAUAUGAAGUAUAGAAGAGGGAAUAGCAGUGCUAGUAAUAAAAACAACAAUAGUAAUAACAAUGAUAAUCAUAUCAAUAGUCAUAAUAAUCAUAAUAAUCAUAAUAAUCACAAUAAUCAUAAUAAUCAUAAUAAUCAUAAUAAUCAUAAUAAUUAUAAUAUCAAUGAUUAUGCAAAUUAUCAUCUUCAAAAACAACACGUAAAUGCAAUUCAAGAAGAUAUGGAUACCUAUAUUUUAAUAGACGAUGAUAAUGAUACAGAUAUUUCUACAGACAAAGGAAAUAACAACCAUUUAAAUCAUAAUAAUAAAAAAACCAAUCUAAAAUGUAAUUUAUCAAAAUUACCUAAUAUCAUACAGAAUGAAGAAAACAAAAAUGAUAAGAAUAUAUCAAGAACGAAAUAUGCAUGUUUAGAUAUUAAAAGAAAUUCUAGAGAAAAUAUUUAUCACAUGAACAAUGAACAAAAUGAAAUGAAUCAAGAAAUUAUAAAUGAUUAUCAUCAAAAUAAACAAGAUAAAGAUAUUAUAUCUACAUAUAAUCAUACGUCCAAAACACAAUAUGAAACAAAAAAAGGAAACGAAAUUUCUAAUAAUAAUUAUAUGAAUGUUAAAAAAAUACAAACAAUUCAUGCACAUAAUCCAGAUAAAUUAGAUCAGAUUAAUACACAAGAAAAUAAUAGAAAUGUCGUUCAAAAUAGAAACGUGAAUAAUAAUUCAAGUACUGCCGACAAAAUAGGACGUCCAUUAACACGAUCUAACAGUCAAAAGAACAGUGCACAUACAUUAGAAAAGGAAACAGGAAAUGAGCAAAAUGAUAAUUCAAUUUAUUAUAAUAACACAGUGAAUAGAUUGGAUGAUGAAGUAGUAUUUAUUUCAACAAAUGAAAAUGAAGAUAAAAAUGGUUCAGUUAAUUCAUUGAGAGAAGAAAAGAAGAAUGGUACCUUGUUAUAUGCUAAAGAAGAAGAUGAAGAAGAAGAAGAAAAUAAUCCAGAGACUCAAAGUGUUAGAAGAAGUGUUAGAUUGCACGAUAAAAAGGUAAAAAAUGAAACAAAGAAUAAAGAAAUUGAAAAAAAAAAUAAUAGAUCAAAUAAUAAUAGAUCAAAUAAUAAUAGGUCAAAUAAUAAUAGAUCAAAUAAUAAUAGGUCAAAUAAUAAUAAAUCAAAUAAUAAUAGGCCAAAUAAUAAUAGAUCAAAUAAUAAUAGGCCAAAUAAUAAUAGGUCAAAUAAUAAUAAAUCAAAUAAUAAUAAAUCAAAUAAUAAUAAAUCAAAUAAUAAUAAAUCAAAUAAUAAUAAAUCAAAUAAUAUUACAUCAAAUAAUAUUACAUCAAAUAAUAUUACAUCAAAUAAUAUUACAUCAAAUAAUACUAUAUCAUAUAAUACUAGAGCAAAUAUUAACAGGUCAACUGAUAACGAAUCUAUUAUAAACGAAUCAAUUUCCAGUGAACAAAAUAAUAAGUCCAUUGAAAAAAAUUCAUUUGAAAAAAGCAAUUCUGUUGAAGUGGUUUCAUUAAAUGAUAGUACUGAUAUAAAUGAAAACCCUAGAAAUAUACAAAAUAAAAAUACGCAAUUAAAAAAUGUAAAUAUGUUUGAAAAGAAGAAGGUAUCAGAAACACCAGCAAUGGAAUUAAAGCUUUCAAAAAAACAUAGUCUUUUAAAAAAGAAAGACAACUUAGAAAUAUUACAUCAAAAAUGUAAUGAACUUGAUGAAAAUAAAUGUGCAUCUGGAUUUGUAAAUUAUAUAUUACAAAAUAUUCAGAAAAAAGAUGGUAAAGAAACAUUUGAUGAUUUAUUAAAUUAUAUAUUAAAAUUAAAAGAAAUAUAUAAUAUGUCAACAAUGGAUUUCAUAGGUGCCUUCUUAAUAUUAGAGUCAUUCAAUUUAAAUAUUAUAAAUGAAUAUCCAUUACGUGAAUGGAUACUAGUUACAUUUCAUUAUAUAAAAGGAAUGAUCGCUUCACAAAAUAUUAAAUUUAUAAUUAAAUCAUUAGAUUUAAAUCAUUUAAUUAUUAGUAAUAUAACAGCUGCAUUUUAUAUGAAUAUUAAACCUAUUAAAGUAGAUGAACAAAAUAUAGAACGUGUACUUAAUCUCUUAUCAGAAGUUGUCAUAAGAAGAUCUUCUAGAUUUAAACUUCUUAAAUCAGAUACUGAAAAUCAAGAUCAGCAGGAUGAAAAAUUAGGAUCCUGCUGGCAACCAGUUCACACAAUAAAAGAUUCAUAA
Molecule: messenger RNA, 6366 nt
Organism: Plasmodium adleri (nom. inval.)
Lineage: Eukaryota; Apicomplexa; Aconoidasida; Haemosporida; Plasmodiidae
Product: conserved Plasmodium protein, unknown function
Exons: 1
Coding region: 1-6366 (2121 amino acids)
Source: RefSeq, a predicted model, not a curated record